GACACGGCGGAACUAUUUCCACCGGACAGCUUUUAGCGACGUACUGAAGAGUCAAGCAGCCAAAAUCCAAACCGCACAUUUUGAUAUUUCCAUCCUGUUUGAGGCAAAAACAUGGGAGAGAAACCAGUCAGAGUGCUGGCCUGUGGAGACGUUGAAGGAAGACUCUCUGCCCUGUUUAACAGAGUCCAGACCAUCCAGAAGAAGACGGGGCAGUUUGAUUUGUUGCUGUGUGUUGGAGAGUUUUUUGGGAUGACACCAGAGGCUGAAGCAGAGUGGGAGCAGUACAGAAGUGGAGCCAAGAAAGCUCCCAUCCACACUUACAUCCUGGGAGCAACGAGACAGGAGACGGUGAAGAAUUUCUCCAGCGCUGAUGGCUGUGAGUUGGCUGAAAACAUCACGUAUCUCGGACGGCGUGGUGUGUUUACGGGAGUAUCAGGGUUACAGAUUGCCUACGUCAGCGGCCAGGAGGCCCUGCAGGAACCGGCCCCAGCUCACUGCUUCACAUCCAAAGAUCUGACGGCCCUCGUGGCCCCGCUGACCAGCAGCACCAAGUUCAGAGGAGUGGACAUCCUGCUGACGUCACAGUGGCCCCGAGGAGUGUGGCAGUACGGAAACACCCCGGAAGUGAACACAAAGUCGUGUGGAAGCAGCUCUAUAGCAAACCUCGCUGACAAACUGAAGCCACGGUACCAUUUCGCUGCACUAGAGGGCGCUCACUAUGAACGACUCCCAUACAGGAAUCACGUUGUUCUUCAAGAAAACGCUCAGCACGUCAGCCGCUUCAUUGCCCUCGCCACUGUCAACAACCCCGCAAAGAAGAAGUACUUGUACGCCUUUAACAUCAUCCCGAUGAAGACGAUGGAUCCUUCAGAGCUGGUGAAACAGCCGCAGGACGUGACAGAAAACCCGUACAGAUGUCCAACCAAAGACAAGGCAGAAAAACAGAAGAGCUUCGCUGCUGCAGACGAGGAGGAGCCAGCGGCUCAGUUCUUCUUCGACCUCAGCAGGAAGCAGGGCGGGGGUCACCGGGGCCACGGCAGGAAGAGACCUCCAGACGGAGACAGACGAGGGUGGGACCAUCAGGGUGACAGAGAAGGACACUAUCAGGGGCCCAAACAGCCACGCAGACACCCUCAGCCGACCGGUCCGUGCUGGUUCUGUCUGGCCAGUCCUCAGGUGGAGAAACACCUGGUCAUCAGCAUCGGAUCACAUUGCUAUUUGGCAAAGGCCAAAGGCGGUCUGACCCCGCAGCACGUCCUCAUCUUGCCCAUCGGUCACUACCAGUCCGUGGUGGAUCUGAGCUCUGAGGUGGUGGAGGAGAUGGAGAAGUACAAAACAGCACUGAGGAGCUUCUAUAAGAGCCGAGGGGAGCGCUGCGUGAUGUUUGAGAGGAACUACAAGAGCCAACACCUGCAGCUACAGGUAGUCCCAGUGCCACUGGACCGCUGCGCCACAGACGACAUCAAAGAGGCGUUCAUGGUCCAGGCUCAGGAGCAGCAGAUGGAGCUGAUGGAGAUUCCCCAACACACUGACCUCAAACAGAUUGCUCCUCCAGGGACACCGUACUUCUACGUGGAGUUGGACUCAGGAGAGAAACUCUACUAUCGCAUACAGAAAUUUUUUCCUCUGCAGUUUGGGAGGGAGGUCCUGGCCAGCGAGGCAGUGCUGAACAUCCCGACUCGGGCCGACUGGAGGGAGUGUAAACAGAGCAGAGAGGAGGAGGAGGAGAACAGCAAACAGCUGAGAGACGGAUUCCAGCCGUUCGACUUCGCCUGGGAGGACUAGCACACAUAUGAACACAUUAAACAUACUCUUUUGUUCAUAAUCUGAGGGAAAUGUGCUUCACUGAUAAAUUUCCUGCUGAGUCUUUGUUAAAAGGAUCAAAACCACAGUCAGGUCUGAACAGUUAGCUUAGCUUAGCACAAAGAAUGGAAACAGAGGGAAACUGCUAGCCUACUUGUGUCCAAAGCUAACAAAAACCAUUUACCUAUAAAGUCUUUAUUUGUGUUAAUUUACGGUAUUUUAACCAGCAAAGACUUUAGGAUGUCACAGAGCAGUCUGAUCCACUACACCAGCAUUUUUUUAUUUUUAGGAGAUGUAUGACCAGGAAGCUUCAAAAGUGCUGAUUGGUGGACUUCUUCCUGUCUUUGGACAGAACCAGGCGAGAAAGUUCUCUCGUUUUUUAGCUUUUCCUAAGCGAAGCCUAACUUGGCAAACCAGCUAAAGAGCAAAGCAUAUUCUCCAAAUACACACUUUUUUUUUUUCAACUUAAAUUUUGUUUUUAGCUGUUUAUGGCGUAUUUUCAGAGGUUAUGUGAGGAAAAUUAAGAUAUUUCAGUAGUUUUAUUUUAAGAUCACAAGAGCCUUAGUUUGAAGUGUUUCCUUUGAAAAAUAUGUUUAUUUUUAUUAUUAAAGAGGCUGAAAGUCAAAAGUUUUAUAAGAAGUUGAAUGGACAAAAGAGCUGAAAUAAACAAGCAUAGAUUCAUAAUUAAAACACUUAAAGACAUCCAUCUUGAUCCAAACAUGAGUUUUGUGCAGCUGCUCGAUAGCCUCCUUCAAAAUAAAAGAAUAUUUAAAGCCACGGAGACCAGCUCAGCAACUUUUUUCUGAACUCCCAUGGAUGCUCAUGGGAUAAGAGUUUUUAAAUGUAUUUUUUUAAUUUUGUAAAUGUACAAUUAAACUGUCGUGUUUGAUGUCUGAA
Cheilinus undulatus (humphead wrasse) is the source of this 2700-nucleotide messenger RNA. RefSeq names its product CWF19 like cell cycle control factor 1 (gene cwf19l1). Lineage: Eukaryota; Metazoa; Chordata; Actinopteri; Labriformes; Labridae. Gene Ontology annotation, cellular component: post-mRNA release spliceosomal complex. Bases 112 to 1785 code for a protein of 557 amino acids. The record is from RefSeq and is a predicted model, not a curated record. Gene Ontology annotation, biological process: mRNA splicing, via spliceosome. The transcript has 14 exons. Gene Ontology annotation, molecular function: RNA lariat debranching enzyme activator activity.